CGUGUGGAGCUGCAGUAAAUCUGCUCGUCUCCAGGGUGUAGCUCAGACACUGCAGUGAAGGAGAAGGGCAGGGUUGCUGUUGCUGCUACCGCUGCUGUUGUGUAUUACAAUGUGUUGAUACAAGAUGGUUCAUCAAGAGAAGUGCAUUUACCAGGCCCAGAGAAAUGAGAGGGAGUCCAUCAGGCAGAAACUGGCUUUGGGCAGUUUCUAUGACGACGGGCCAGUCAUCUACACAGGCUUCAGCAAGACCUCUCUAUCCUCACGGCACCAGAAUGGGGUGAAUUUGCAGAUGUGUUUUGUGAAUGACAGUAGCAGUGAUAAGGACAGUGAUGCAGAGGACAGCAGAACAGAGACCAGCCUGGACACCCCACAGUCACCCGUGGUAAUGAGCCUAUAA
Clupea harengus (Atlantic herring) is the source of this 397-nucleotide messenger RNA. RefSeq names its product schwannomin-interacting protein 1-like. Lineage: Eukaryota; Metazoa; Chordata; Actinopteri; Clupeiformes; Clupeidae. Gene Ontology annotation, biological process: positive regulation of hippo signaling. The record is from RefSeq and is a predicted model, not a curated record. The coding region runs from base 125 to 397 and encodes 90 amino acids. Gene Ontology annotation, cellular component: plasma membrane; cell junction. The transcript has 3 exons.